CCUGCCGUUUUGCUUUUGAACGAAGUCGCGAGUUUCCAGUACCCUAGCCCCUCUCUGAAUCCGAUAGCUGCGAUUUCAACUGUCAUCCAUCUCUCGCCGGUACACCGUGCUACCUCCCUUCCGGAACUCCACCUUCAUAAGAGUUUCAAAUAGCAUCCAUGUCGAGGAUAUGUGUGAGGAAUCUCCCUGAAUAUGCUGCAGAGGAUCAACUAAAAGAAUUAUUUUCUCAAAAAGGAGAAAUAACCAAUGUCAAGCUUAUGCGUACCAAAAACGGUAAAAGUCGCCAAUUUGCUUUUAUCGGAUUUCGUACAGACCGGGAGGCUCAGGAAGCGAUUCAAUAUUUCAAUAGAUCUUACCUUGGCACACUUACAAUUACUUGUGAGGUAGCUCAUAUACACGGUGUUGCAAAUCUUCCUCGUCUGUCGAGUAAUAAAGAAAAGUGAACGAGAGAGACAGUCAGUAGAGCUAUUUUUUUUUCUCUGUUUAUUUUUAUUUUAUUUAUUUUAAAUUAAAUAAAGGAUGGCCACGUGGCACAACCCUAUUGAUGAUUGGAUUUAAUUAAGGGGAUGAUCAUAUACAUGACUCCCCAUUGGGUCUACAUAGUAUCCAUUUAGA
This is a messenger RNA of Lathyrus oleraceus (garden pea), 615 nucleotides long. Its product is annotated as multiple RNA-binding domain-containing protein 1. The record is from RefSeq and is a predicted model, not a curated record. Gene Ontology annotation, molecular function: RNA binding. The transcript is spliced from 4 exons. Lineage: Eukaryota; Viridiplantae; Streptophyta; Magnoliopsida; Fabales; Fabaceae. Bases 159 to 443 code for a protein of 94 amino acids.